This is a messenger RNA of Diaporthe batatas, 1134 nucleotides long. RefSeq lists its product as uncharacterized. The coding region runs from base 1 to 1134 and encodes 377 amino acids. The record is from RefSeq and is a predicted model, not a curated record. The transcript has a single exon. NCBI's taxonomy places the organism in Eukaryota, Fungi, Ascomycota, Sordariomycetes, Diaporthales, Diaporthaceae.
AUGCGUCUUCGCCCCCUUGUGCUGGCCGCUGCGGUGGCUUCCUCUCGCCUGGCCUCUCAAGACCCCCGCGUCCAGGUCGCUCUGACCCUCGACACGCCCUGUAAUGGCGUCAGCACAACCCAAGACGGCCGCCUCUUUGUUCUCUACGCCCGCGUCGACGGCACGCAGGCCAUGGGCCUGCCCGAGGUGGUCGAGUGGGUCAACGGUACCACCGUCCCGUACCCAGACUCACGGUGGAACUCAUAUGCCGGCCCGGACAGUGACAGUGACCCGUCCACUACCCUCGUACGCGUCAAUAGCCAGCGUGUCGACCCCGCUGGCAACCUGUGGCUGGUCGACACCGGAUCUCCUGGCUUCGGCAGCCCUGUCAUCCUUCCCCAAGGCCCCAAGCUGGUUGUCGUCGACACAAGCACAAAUGAGGUCGCACGUGUCUACCCCAUGGGGAACGUGACACUUUCCGACAGCCUGCUGGACGACGUACGAUUCGACUCCACUGGAGCCAGGGCCUACCUGACCGACGCCGGCGCCGGCGGCGCGCUUAUCGUCCUUGACCUGGACAGCGGUCAUGCUGUGCGGCUCCUGGAAGGCGACCUGUCUGUCGGGGCGUUCACGCCCCCGAGCGGUGAGGGCACCAUCCUGCGGUCUUCCUCAGGGGAGCCCUCGUACGUACAUGCGGACCAGCUAGAGGUCAGCCCGGACGGAAAGUGGCUCUACUAUCAGCCCGCCUCCGGAGGCAUGUCGCGUAUCGAGACAAGGUUCCUUGACGAGGCGUUCUACAACUCAUCCAUGGCAAGCUUGGGCGUCUUGUCUGGCCAUGUUGAGCCGUAUGCGCUGACGCCGUCCACCGGCGGGACCGCUAUCGACUCCGAGGGGAACAUUUAUGUCAGUGACACGGACCGUCACGCUGUUGAAAAGAUCUAUCCCAAUGGCACGAGGACAACAAUUGUCCGGGACGAGAGACUGCUCUGGGUUGAUGCGAUGUGGGUUGACAACCAGAACAGGCUGUGGCUGCCGGCUGCGCAGUUGAACCGGGGAGCUCCUUUCCAGCCGGACGGCCAGAGCCAGAUCACAAAGCCGUUGCAUGUAUAUACGAUUGACAUAGGCCUUGGGCCAUCUCCUAUUGAUCACAGGUGA